CUACUUAUACUUUUUAUUUAUUCUCCGCCUCAUUCUAUCGAGACAGCAGCAGUGGACAGAGAGGUAAAAGUACAUUGAAGUGCAUUCAGCUCACGAUUCUCGAACUUUGAGAUAAACCUACAGCGUGUUGUCUAGGAGUAUAUCCAGUGCAGAAAUUCUCUUUAAAUUGUGGAGCAUCAAAGUCACAAUGAUAAUUCACGUUUUUUGGCAAUUUGUUUUUACUAUUAUGAUAAUACACGCUGCAAUUUUUGACGACAUGACCACUAAUGAGGCCGUCGAGACUAUUUUUUUACGUGUUUAUAACGGUACCACUAUAGAAGAAUACGAUGAUUAUCCAUUAGAGAAUGCCAGUGCAAUUACAUCUAGAAUAACUGACAAUAAACCGACGGUGUUAUAUAUUCACGGCCUCAACGAGAAUUUAGAAGAAAACAGUGUGCAAACAGUGGUAAAAGCUUACUUAAAAAGAAAUGAUCACAAUAUUAUUGGAGUGGAUUAUCGUAAUUUAGCGAAGGACUUAUAUCCAAUAGCAGUAGAACAUGUCUCUCGUGUUGGAGAUGCUGUCACAACAGCUCUCAAUAAAAUGGUCGAAUCCGGUUUUGAUACGAAAAAAUUGCAUAUCGUUGGACAUUCCCUGGGCGCCCAAGUCUCCAGCUAUAUUGGCAAAAAAGUCAACUUUCAAAUUCCUAGAAUCACGGGUCUGGAUCCUGCCGGCCCCCUUUUCAAUAUUGUCCAUGAUAGCCUUUCGUCCUCUGAUGCUGCUUUCGUCGAUAUCAUACACACAGAUUUUGGAUUUUAUGGUGUUGCUAAAACCACAGGCACAAUAGAUUUUUUUCCAAAUGGUGGCAGUCGUAUACAACCCGGUUGUCCGAGUGUUUUUCUACCGUCUACUGCAGAUGAUUUUUGUAGCCAUUAUCGUUCCUGGGAAUACUAUGCUGAGUCUGUGCCCAACGAAUCUGCUUUCUUAGGCGUGGAAUGUUCCUCAUCACUCAAUUUUCAAUUAGGCGAAUGCAGUAAUAACAGUAGAAUUAUCAUGGGAUAUGCCACUCCGAGAAGCGCGCAAGGGACAGUCUAUCUUGUAACGGACAAACAAAGUCCUUUUGGAUUAAAAGAGGCAGGACUCUUACCAAAUUAAUUAUGCUACAUUAAGAAUUACAAUCUAAAAAGGAUAUCUUAAAA
Messenger RNA from Monomorium pharaonis (pharaoh ant), 1176 nucleotides. Its product is annotated as pancreatic triacylglycerol lipase-like. NCBI's taxonomy places the organism in Eukaryota, Metazoa, Arthropoda, Insecta, Hymenoptera, Formicidae. Gene Ontology annotation, biological process: lipid metabolic process. The record is from RefSeq and is a predicted model, not a curated record. The transcript is spliced from 8 exons. The coding region runs from base 188 to 1132 and encodes 314 amino acids. Gene Ontology annotation, molecular function: lipase activity.